CUUUCAUCAGCUGUUUUGUCAAUGUUGUUGUUUAGGUCACGAGUUGUGUGACUAAUGACCCGGAGUGUUAUCUCACCUUUCUCCACCUGCUGACUUAAUUACCUAUUGUAACAACGCAACACUCCUCCAUCACCCUAUAGUCACCCCACGUGUACGGAAUCACCUCGUGGGUCGUUACUAUGAGUGUGGAGUUACCUUAUGAAGCUUACAGUCAUCAGGUCGGGGGAUGGCACAAGGGCAAACAGACGAGUGUUCUGAGAGGUGAGAAUGGUCUGAUAUUGAAGCCGCUGAAACUGAAUGCCAAUCCCACGUACAGCCAGGUGAUGAAGGGGACAAAUACCUCGAGCCAGAGCAGUGAUAAGAAGCUGUCCCUCUCUGAUGAAGAUUUGAUUCCAGUGUGUCAAGAUGAACUGGGAUUUUACGAGCGUCUGCAGAGUUCCACCUCCCCAGACGACCUGAAACUGAAGACCUUACUACCCAAAUUUCACGGCGUUCAUCAGGUUAUCAAAGAUGGAGAAGCUGUACCUCAUCUGGUUCUGGAGGAUCUGGCUCAUGGCUUUGAACAACCUUGUGUGGCCGACAUAAAGAUUGGUCGCACGUUCUAUUACCCGGGACAAAAGAAAUACAAAGAGAAGGAGAAGUAUGCCACACAAAGUGAGUCGGGUUUCUGUGUGACCGGCCUAAGAGUUUACCACGUCGAGACUGGCUGCCUCGUCACCGAACUACGACCUGAUGAGUGUAAACGGCUCACAACCGCCCAGGUGUUCGAGGGACUGGAGACGUUCUGCCAACACGACACCAUCUACGGCAACGAUCUCCGCCACGCUCUGGCCGCCGAGCUCAGGCACAUCCACGAUUGGUAUCUCUCCCAGCACAGUUACAAGGUGCGAUGCGGCUCAAUACUCAUGGUGUACGACGCCAAACAGACGUUCCAGUCACCGUCGAGAGACUAUGUGUCGGCAUCUGUAACCGGUGGAGAAAGUUCGCCGAAGACCCUACCUAAGGUGAAGGUGAAGGUGAUCGAUCUAGCCCACGUGCUUUACUCUGACGGCGAGAGAGAUGAAAAUAGUAUAUUUGGCAUAGAAAACUUACUCAAAUUCUUAACCAUAACAGAUCGGUAAAUAAUUGACGGCUCGUUACUUGAAAACGCCGUAUUUGACUGAAGCGACGUACUGUACUGUACUCUGUUAUAUGAUAGAACUGAUCCGUCAAGUAGAGGCUCAUCAGCGUUGUGAUCUUUUAAGAAAUGUCUGAUAUUUACAACUCUUGAAUUUCUCAUUUACACAGAAAACUCACACAUUGGUUACUUAUAAUUUACAUUUCCUUAUUUACAUUUUUUUAUCUUCAUUUACAUUGAAAACUCACAUGAUGGUUAUUAGGUAUUUAUAGCUUUUAGUUUUCUUAUUUACAUUUUUCACUUUUUAUUUACAUUUACAAUACAGUUGUAUACUGUACCUAGAAAAUUAAUGGAUCAUAUGAAGAUUAACCACCCCAGCAUCUUUCACCUUAUACAUGCUGAUGCUACUUGGUUAGGUUAGGUUCGGGUUAAGGUGGUUAAUCUUCAAAGUGAAAUAAGCUUGGGAGGUUAAAUUUAGGUCAGUGUUAGGGUGGUUAAUCUUUAAGUCAAAUAAGCUGGGAAGGUUAAUUUAUGGUUACUGUUAGGGUGAAAUAAGCUAGGGGCUAAUCUUCAGGUGAUCCAAAUUAUCUAACAGUGACUAAGAAUGUAUGUGUUUAUUAACGACUACAACACCGUGUGCCUUAGUGGCCAAUACCAGUAAAAAAAAAAACCUGGGUUAAGACUAUGCUAACCCACAAUCCCACAUAGCUAAGUAAUCCAGAACUGCUGUGAUACUGUUGUGUAAAUACCAACCUAAGACAAUUAACUCAGGAUCCAGGAUAAGUUUAAGAAAUACUAUGUUUCGUAAAUCCCAGUAUUGUACGCUGGUUAGUAUUGCUGGAACUUCACUCUAUGUAAAGUAUUGUUGAAUCUUCACUCUAUCUCGACCUGAAUUUUCAAAGGUUUAUGCAUGUGGAGGACUCAGAAGGCAUAUAACUGGUUCCCUUAAUCCUUAAACUGUGACAUUAUUUGUUGAAGUUAGCUGGGUGGUCAUCAUUAGUGGAUGCUUCAUGUUCCUUGUGUUCCAUUUAGCACAUAAGGGUAGAGUUGCCAAUUAAGGUUUAAGGGUAAACCUUUAACACAAAAAAGAAUUAAGUUUCAUAUGUAAAUUUUCCUCACAAACAUACAUGUAGAUACUUCCAAAUUAAUAACUUUAGUUAAUACAUAAAUGUACACAAGAUGGCUACAAAAUUAAACUGAGACUCUACCUUAAUCAGAUGCAUUCUUCUAACACUUCAGAACCUUUGUGAUACAGGAUUUUAGUUAUGAAAAAUCGUAUUUAGUUUAUUGAUGUGAAUUGUUAGUUAUAGCAAACCAGUGUUUAGUUAUUAAUGUAGAGAGGGAGAGAGUGUGGGUGUGUGUAUUUUAGAGUGUGUGUGCAUGUGUGUUUGAGAGCAAGUAUGUGUUUGUGUUUGUGUGUGUUUGUGAGUAUAAAAGAGAAUGAGAGAGACUUUGUAUACUUUGUAAGUUGUUUUAUAUUGCAUAAUUAUUUUAGAAGUAUGACCUAUCAUUUCUUUUCACCUGUCAGUUUGUGUAGAGUCAAAGGAAAUAAUGAUAGAAAACUCUAGGACCAUCCCAUGAAUCUCCAUCCCAGCUUAUAUCACCUUAAGAUUAACCCCCCCCCCAAAUGGCAAUAGGGUUGAUUAUCUUGAGGUGAAAUAAGCUGGGGUGGUUAUUCUUCAGGUGAUCCAUCGUCUCUAUAAUAAUAAGAGCGGCAAUAUCGCCCUAAACCUGCCCUUAUGAUGUAACACUUACCAAUAAAAGUGUCCCAGUUUCUAUAAUAAAUUAAUCCCUGAAGUCUUACCAACAUUACACAUAUGUCGAUAAAUCAUCCUUGAUAUUAAAUAAAGUUGUAAUAAAUAAUAAACUAUAUAGCAUA
Homarus americanus (American lobster) is the source of this 2996-nucleotide messenger RNA. It is a transcript of the gene Ipk2, whose product is annotated as inositol polyphosphate multikinase beta-like. The transcript is spliced from 7 exons. Gene Ontology annotation, cellular component: nucleus; cytoplasm. The coding region runs from base 180 to 1121 and encodes 313 amino acids. Gene Ontology annotation, biological process: inositol phosphate biosynthetic process. The record is from RefSeq and is a predicted model, not a curated record. Lineage: Eukaryota; Metazoa; Arthropoda; Malacostraca; Decapoda; Nephropidae. Gene Ontology annotation, molecular function: inositol-1,4,5-trisphosphate 3-kinase activity; inositol tetrakisphosphate kinase activity.